CACGCCGCUGACGUCGCAGACGGCCAGAGAGUGCCAUGAUGGCGGCGGAGCGGGGCGGCGGUCCCACGGAGGCCGAGCACUCGCUGCUGGUGGUGGUGGGGUCUCUGCGGGGAGCCCGGCCCCCCGGCGGGCUGCUCGAGCAGCUCCUGCGGCAGGUAGACUCAGGUGUGCGGUGCUGGCCGGUGAACCUGGACGUGUCGGUUCUGGACCAGCAGCUGAAGCUGUUCGUGUCGAGGCACUCAGCCUUUCUGUCGGAGGACGUCCCAGGUCAGCGUACGCUGCAGCACAGCGGAGAUGUUCUGGAUGCUCAGGUGCUGGUGAACCCGGGCCAGGACCUGGUCUGCUCCGAGGUCCGCCGGCUGCUGUGUCACCCGUCUCAACACAAGCUGCUGGUUCUGGCCGGUCAGUGCGUGGAGGACAGCGGAGACAUCGUCUUGCAGCAGCGUGGCUUCUCCUUCAACGACUUCAUCCACAUAUUCGCUGAUGAGGAGGUGGGGAGUCUGUUGAGCUCUGCAGACCCGGCCGUGAAGGCCCGCCUCACCGUGAGCUGUCCAGACUACGGUCUCUGGAAGGACUCGGCCCUGCAGAAACACCCUGUGCAGGAGUUCAUCAGCAUCCAGGUCAACCCUCCCCCUGUCCUCCCGGAGAUGGAGGGCCUGCAGGAGUUCACCGAGUACCUCUCUGAGUCCCUGGAGCCAGAGUCCCCCUUCGAGCUCCUGGAGCCCCCCAGCACCGUGGGCUUCCUGAAACUGUCCCGGCCUUGCUGCUACAUCUUCCCUGGGGGGAGGGGGGACUCCGCCUUCUUCGCCGUCAACGGUUUCAAUGUCCUGGUGAACGGUGGCUCCGAUCCCCGCUCCUGCUUCUGGAAGCUGGUCCGACACCUGGACCGGAUCGACUCGGUGCUGCUGACCCACAUCGGCGUGGACAACCUGCCGGGGAUUAACAGCCUGCUGCUGAGGAAGGUGGCCGAGCAGGACCAGGAGGCUGCUGGAGACGGCACCGAGGAGGACUGGAUGAAGAACCUCAUCUCCCCCGAGCUCGGGGUGGUUUUCCUCAAUGCUCCCGACAGACUGAAGGACAUGGACCCGGAACCCUGCCAGCUGCGGAGCUGCGAUCAGGCAGCGCUGACCCUGCAGCUCUUACACAGACUCUCGGUCACGCCAGAACCGCUGAGUCGACCUUCGGGACCAACCCUAGAGCCAGUCAUCCUAUUCCAGAAGAUGGGGGUGGGCCGGCUGGAGCUGUACGUCCUGAACCCCGUCAGCAGCAGCAAAGAGCUCGAAGCUUUGAUGCAGCUGUGGCCAAACGCACAGUCGGAUGUGAAGGGUUCAGAUCUCCCCCCACAAUGCCUUGUUUCCAUCUGCGCUCUGCUGGUCUGGCAUCCGUCCAGUCCUCAAGAGAACAUCAUCCGGGUCCUCUUCCCAGGAUGUACACCUCAGACCAAAAUCCUAGAUGGACUUGAGAAGCUCAAGCAUCUGGACUUCCUCAAGCACCCGUCUGCGUGUUUGAAGACCCUCCAAGUGGCCAAAUCCGAGAAGCAACCAAAACGCGCAGAGAGCCGCGAAAGCCUCAAGUCCCAGUCCAAGGACUUGCGACCAGGCAGUGCCUUGCAGAAAGACAAACCCGCACGAGUCGACGUCAAGAAACAAGAGACGAAGACGAAGCCAAAGGCAGCCACAGAAAGCUCCGCCAAAGAAAGAAAGGAUGCAGAGGAAAAAACUAAAAGCAAGGAUACUGAGACUAAAUUAAAGCCAGGCAGGCCUACAGAGAAGCUCGCUCCAAAGAAAGACGGAUCAAAGGAGGACAAGAAGGACGUGAAGAAGAAGGACGAGAAAGUGUCUGUCGUAAAGAAGGAAGACGUCGCAGAAAAGAAGAAGGAAGUUGUAAAGAAGGAAGUUGCAAGUACGAAACUAAAGAAAGACCUUAAAGUUGAACCAAAGAAGGAACCAAAGAAGGAUGGAAAAAUAGAGGACAAGAAACCUGCAAGAACAACGGCUAAGGAAGUGAAGAAGUCGAGCGGCGCUUCCAGCACGGCGUCGACGGCAAGCAUGGAUCAGAGAAAACCUUCAGGCAGAAGUGGGAAUGCAAAGAAGGAUGGACCCGUCCCCAAGAAAGACUCUGUGAACAAAGGGAUGAAGGGUAAGCCAGCUCCGAAGGAGGAGGAGCGCUCCCGGGCAUCGACGCCCGACACCGCCGCGGCUCAGCUCAGGAAACUUCAGCUGGAAGACCACAAUGGGAACGGUAGUGCGAAAAUUGGGGCGGCGAAGUCUGAAGAGACACAGACCAACGGCGGCCAGAUCUCCACCGUAGAGAGUCCGGAGAAGUUUCGCUGCCUGGGGACGGACCAGAACGCGGCCGCUGCCGCCUCGGCGCCUCCCAGAACGCCCCGGGGCGAGCUCAGCGUCAACUUCAACCUGACCCCGACCCUGUUCCCGGCAGCGGAGGCGUCCCCGAGCGCCGGCAUGGACGUCAGCGGGACCUCGGAGGACAAGACCCUGGAGCUGAUGUCUCCGGCGGACUCUGCCCCCAACAGCGCCGGCCACACCCCCUUCCACCAGUCCCCCGAGGAGGACCUGCAGGGCCUGUGCGAGGACGCCAGCUUCGGGGCCCGGGCCUCCAGCCUGGGCUUUGAGGACUACAACCAGGGGGGGUCCUGCAGGACCUCGGACCUCAGCUCCCUGAGGGAGGGCCCGGAGAACUCCAGCCUGCUCACCCUCAGCCCCGUCAGGGACAUGAUGCCCGACUCCUCCCCCACCAUGACCUCCAUGCCGGCCGAGGUCGGCUCGCCUCACUCCACGGAAAUCGAGGAUUCGCUUUCGGUUUCGUCAGAACAAGUGAUGCCGUCCAAAACGUGCCCCAACGGUCACCUCGGGGACCCCGGGGCAGUGCUCCCCGGCAGGCCACCCCACAACGGUUGCUAUGGGAACGGCUCCGAGGACCACAUCCACAGACUGUCGGAGCUCAUCUCAGACGUCCCCCACGAUGUGGACCUGUGCCUGGUGUCCCCCUGUGAGUUCCAGCACGCCAGGGCCCCGGGGGGCCACCACCACCACCACCCCGGGGGGCCCGGCCUCGACGCCUCCCCAGAACCGUCCAAUAACAACAACCGGUCCCUGGAUCAGAGCAGCAGCGACUGCCCCUCAACCUACAGCCAGGAAACCCCCCCCACCUCCGUCAGUGACUCCCUCACCACAGCCACCGACUCGGACGUCCCCCCCGGGACCGAGGACUGCCCCUCCAUCACCGCCGACAUGGACUCCGACGACGACUCCAGCGGCCUCUUCCUCUCCGGUCCGCUGUUCACCCCGGCACUGGGGAAAGACCCCCCCCCAGCCCCGGUCAGAGACCUGCCCCCUCUGCCCCCCCAGUCCGGGGCCUGCAUGGUGGACCCCGAGGCCGACAGGAGCCUGAGGGCUCCGGCCGCCAGGAAGAAGCCAGUGCAGAGGACGGCGUCGGGGAGCAGCCUGGUCCAGAGCGGGAAGUCCAAGGUGGGCGUCUCCGCCGGGCCCCCGAAGACCACCGCCCCGCUCGACACCAAGCCCCUGCCUCGGAGUUCCCUGGGGGCCAAGGGUGGCAACGCAAGACCCCCGUCAUCAGGCUCCCGGGCUGCUGGUUCUGACGGUACUCCGGUCUACGUGGACCUUGCCUACCUCCCAUCGGGCGCCGCCUCCUCCACCGUUGACCUGGACUUGUUCCGGCGCCUGCGCUCCUCGUAUUACAUCAUCAGCGGCGAGGACGUGGGGAAGGAGGCGGCGAUGAGGAGCAUCCUGGACGCUCUGCUGGAGGGCAAGAGCAGCUGGCCGGACGUCCAGGUGACCCUCAUCCCGACCUUCGACUCGCUGGCGAUGCACGAGUGGUACCAGGAGACGCACGAGCGGCAGAAGGCCCUGGCGGUCACGGUGCUGGGCAGCAACAGCACCGUGGCCAUGCAGGAGGAGACGUUCCCCGCCUGUAAGGUGGAGUUCUGAGGCCAGGCUCCGCCCACCAGACCUCCAGCCUGGCAGGGGGCGGAGUCCCAUGGACAGGCUCCGCCCCUCAGAUGUCAUGCCCCCACACCUGCUGGAUCAGCACCUCAGAGAUCUUCGGCACGUUUUAAUUCCGUAAAUCAAUUUGAGUGGACCAAAAGUAGAAUCACGUAGACUCUGACCAGAACCUGAGCGGUUCUGGACCUCACUGAUGUCACAUGACCUGGCCUCAGCCGCGGUUAGCUGUCCCGUAACGUUGUUGUUCCUGUUUUAGAGUCGGGUUUUCACUGAAUUUUCACGGCUUAAUGAAAAAAUGUCAUUUUUUUAUUACAGAUGUUUGUCCAUUUUUUUAAUUUUUUUUUUUAUUGAAUAACUUAAUAUCGUAAUUAUUAAAGAGCACUCAGAGCUUGGUGUGAUUUUAAACUUUAAAACUUAGGACUGAUUUAGGUCCUGAUCCAGCAGGCGGUCUAACCUGCAGAUCCUGCUGUGGCAGUGCAUUCUGGGAGUUGUAGUCUGCCAGAGUUCAGCAUCUGCAGGUCAAAAAAAAAACGGUUGUUAGUCAUCCAGUCGUGGAUGAUUUCUGUUUUGUUGUUGUUGUUAGUUUGAUGUGAAAAACAAACACAUUUCAGCUUUUUAACUUAUUUAUUUAGUUCACCUCAGAUUUUCUUGAAAUUGGACUUAAGUCUGGAUGGGAACCACCAUCGUUUUAAACGACUGAAGCUGCAGAUGCCGGUUUUAGCACCAAAUCAUUCCGAUGGAGCUGAUAUCCGAAUAAUUCAGAUGAACGAUGGGUUUUGUGAUUUAAAUCAUGUCGUUUCCUCUCGAAGUUUGAAACUUGAACCUUUAGUUUUCCUCUCGCUUGUCGUUGUACGUUUGUGUUCUGAUGAAAGACACCCGAAACACCUGAGAUGCUUUCCAAACACGAUUUGUGUACCAGAACACUAAUGACACUCUUUCAGAAUAAACAUAGCUGUUGGACAGAGA
Molecule: messenger RNA, 4949 nt
Organism: Cololabis saira (Pacific saury)
Lineage: Eukaryota; Metazoa; Chordata; Actinopteri; Beloniformes; Belonidae
Gene: map1sa
Product: microtubule-associated protein 1Sa
Exons: 7
Coding region: 36-3968 (1310 amino acids)
Biological process (GO): axonogenesis; dendrite development; microtubule cytoskeleton organization
Cellular component (GO): microtubule associated complex; microtubule; neuronal cell body
Molecular function (GO): microtubule binding; actin binding
Source: RefSeq, a predicted model, not a curated record